Messenger RNA from Sebastes umbrosus (honeycomb rockfish), 1806 nucleotides. It is a transcript of the gene tmem53, whose product is annotated as transmembrane protein 53. The record is from RefSeq and is a predicted model, not a curated record. The coding region runs from base 210 to 1070 and encodes 286 amino acids. Lineage: Eukaryota; Metazoa; Chordata; Actinopteri; Perciformes; Sebastidae. The transcript is spliced from 3 exons.
UGCUUUCCGCACAAAGAAGAAGAAGUAAUGUGACAGUCCACCACCGACCUGUCUGUCUCUCUGCAGCAGCAGGGUGUUAUUCAUUCGUUACGAGCUGGUAGCAGAUUGCUCCUUUCAGCUCCUUUCAGCUCCUUUCAGCUCCUUUCAGCUCAAAUAUCAUCCUUUAUUUACACCAGCCAAAUGAGCAGCUGAUCCUCUCUCAGGCAGACAUGGCAGACGAUGAAAUAGACUACAACAUCGUGUUUCCAGAUGCGGGCACAUCAGAGAGACACUGGCAGCGGACAAAGGAGCCGGUUGUGAUUCUGCUGGGAUGGGCUGGCUGCAAAGACAAACACCUCUCCAAAUACAGCUCCAUCUACAAUGAACAGGGCUGCGUCACCGUCCGCUACACAGCUCCCUUGAAGACGGUCUUCAUCUCCGAGUCGUUUGGCUACAAGGAGCUGAGCAGCACGGCCCUGAAGCUGCUGGAGAUCCUGUAUGACUAUGAGGUGGAGAACAGUCCUAUUUUCUUUCACAUCUUCAGUAAUGGGGGCUUCAUGCUGUACCGUUACAUUAUAGAGUUGUUGAACAGUGAUAAACAGUUCAGUUCCUUGUGUGUGAUCGGGGCCUUAGUGGACAGCGCCCCAGGCAGUGCGAACGUCCGGGGGGCCCUGCGUGCGCUGACGGCCACCCUGGGGCCCAAAAUAACUCCAGUUUUAAGGUACGUCCUCUUAGCCCUUUUCGCAGUGACUGUUUUCCUGUUGCGCGUCGUGCUCUACCCCUUGACCAAGUUCAUCCACAAGAACCACUACGACGCGGUGAAGGAGAGGCCGCCCACCUGGCCGCAUUUCUACCUGUACUCCAGAGCCGACCAGGUCAUCAGGCACCGGGACAUCACGCUGUUUGUGGACACCCUGAAGCAGAAAGGCGUCCCGGUGGACAGUUUUGAUUUUGUUUCCAGUCCCCACGUCGGUCAUUUCCGUGAUUUUCCUGAGCAGUAUGCCGUCAAGUGCCGCGAUUUCCUGGUCGCAUGCAUGAAGGACCUGGAAGGGACUGAGACAAAGAAGAGACAGACGGUUCAGAGUCAAUGAAACUCGGGAGAGAAGAUUUUUCUGACCCUCUUGUUAAGUAGUCUUGUGAAGAAAAUCAGACAAAAUCGGUUAGAAAAUGAGGCCGAACAUUUGUGCAAGACGGCGUGAAUUUGAGCUGAAGAUCUUGGGGAUGUUUUCCCGUCCCAGUGCACAUAAUGGGAAGGUUCCACAGACGUGGUCUAGGUGUUAAUCCAUGUCUGGAAAACCAACCGUGCAAUUCACAGAAGGCCUAACCCUGCCUACUCCAAUGUUUUUGCAACAGUCAUAUACCAUAUGUAAAAAAUAAGAAUACAAACAAUUGCUAUACACUGGAAAAUAAAUCCUUUAGGAUCAUUUAAAUGGUAUUUAAUGUUGUUGUAAAAUGUGAUGCAUUGUACUCUAGUAGUAGUGAUUCUAAAAGUGAGGCCGGGCAUAAUGGGAUAAUAAUAAUUUGUAUCGUCUAUUUAUAAAAUGUACAAUCUAUUUAAGGUUUUAAUCUUACAAUGAAGACAACAUUAAAAUAAUACUUUUUCUUUAUAAUUAAUAAUAAAAAAAGUCUAUAAAUUGUUGCCUUAAACUGAAAAUGCCUUUUGAUUGUUUUUGGUCGUGGAAUUGUAGAAUACCCAGCCCUAAUAUGUGAUACCCAAUUGAUUUAGUUCUAGGAAACGGUGAUUGACAAUGAAUGUAUAUGUCCAGCACAGCUAUUGUGUUCUUUCUAACUGAUGUGCCUUCAAUAAAUUAGAAUGCUCAUUGCAAA